AUGGGGAUAUAUCUAAGUGCUCCAAAAACUGAGAAGGCCUCUGAAGAUGGUGAGAAUGGCAUGCUUCGCUUCGGUUUGUCUUCAAUGCAGGGCUGGCGUGCUUCUAUGGAAGAUGCACAUGCAGCUCAUCCAUAUUUGGACGAGUCUACGUCUUACUUUGGUGUUUAUGAUGGCCAUGGAGGUAAAGCUGUUUCAAAAUUCUGUGCCAAGUUUCUACACCAGCAGGUGCUUAGGCAUGAAGCUUACUUAGCUGGAGAUAUAGCCACAUCUUUACAGAAAUCAUUCCUCAGAAUGGAUGAGAUGAUGCGCGGCCAAAGAGGGUGGAGAGAAUUAGCAGUCUUGGGAGAUAAAAUGGAAAAGUUCUCUGGUAUGCUAGAGGGGUUUAUAUGGUCUCCCAAGAGUAGUGAAGCCAAUGACCGUGCCGAUGAGUGGGCUUUUGAGGAGGGACCCCAUUCCGAUUUCGGUGGGCCAAACUCUGGAAGCACAGCUUGUGUGGCUGUCAUCCGAGGAAACAAACUUGUUGUUGCAAAUGCUGGUGAUUCUAGAUGUGUGUUAUCAAGGAAAGGCCAGGCACACAACUUGUCUAAGGAUCACAAGCCUGACCUUGAACUUGAGAAAGACAGGAUUUUGAAAGCUGGCGGUUUCAUCCAAGUUGGACGAGUCAAUGGAAGUUUGAACUUGGCUAGGGCAAUUGGUGAUAUGGAGUUUAAGCAGAACAAGUAUUUGCCUGCUGAAAAGCAGGCUGUGACUGCUGAUCCGGACGUAACUUCAGUUGAGCUUUGCGGUGAUGAUGAGUUUCUUGUGAUAGCAUGUGAUGGGAUAUGGGAUUGCAUGUCCAGCCAACAACUUGUGGACUAUAUACAUGGCCAGUUAAAGGCAGAGGAUAAACUUUCUGCGGUUUGUGAGAAAGUAUUUGAUAGGUGCUUGGCACCAACAGCUGGUGGUGAGGGAUGUGAUAACAUGACCAUGAUCUUGAUUCAGUUCAAAAAUCCUCCCACUUCAGAUGCUUCUGUCCCAGACCAACCUCAACCAUCUGCACAACCGGCUCCAAGUCCUCCAGCUUCAGAUGCAUCUGCUCAAUCGACUCCAAAUCCUCCAGCUUCAGAUGCAUCUGCUCAACCGUCUGAAGCCGACAGAAGUUAG
Molecule: messenger RNA, 1143 nt
Organism: Vicia faba (fava bean)
Lineage: Eukaryota; Viridiplantae; Streptophyta; Magnoliopsida; Fabales; Fabaceae
Source: the annotation of a GenBank genome assembly